AUGACUCAAGAGAAUCCUCUGAACACUCAGGAAGAACAACCUGGGGAAACUGAGGGUCCCCCUGAGAAUGAACAACCAAAUGACCAACCGGAGCCUUCUCACAGAAAUGAGAAUAGGAGGCGACCCGUGACCAGGGAACAGGAAAUCCCCAGUGAAAAUAAGGGAAAUCUCGGGACUGAACUUGGGACAGGUGGGUUGCCACCGAGACAUUGCCAACAUCCUUUUUGCACCAAUACGGAAGGGGCACGUGCAAACCCCUGUAGGGGCCAUGCAACGACCCAUACCCAAGGGAGAAGGACGGGACGUGAUGAGGCGAGUGUCAGCUCAGGUUGCACAAGAACCCAUAGUCGAUCAACGCGAGGGGGAGACGAAACGCAUCGCAAUACUAAUCGAGAAACUACAGGCACGAGUAGAACUCAAAGUUACUCAAGGACGAGGUCCAUGAAUAGGACAAGAUCCAUGAGCAGGACGAGGUCCAUGAGUAGGACGAGGUCCGUUAGUAACUAUAACCAGCAACAACGAGACCUUCAUAAUCACUUGAACAAAAAAAAAUCUGAUCUUCGCCAACAGCUCGGUCAAAAGUAA
Messenger RNA from Cannabis sativa, 585 nucleotides. RefSeq lists its product as uncharacterized. The coding region runs from base 1 to 585 and encodes 194 amino acids. The transcript has a single exon. The record is from RefSeq and is a predicted model, not a curated record. NCBI's taxonomy places the organism in Eukaryota, Viridiplantae, Streptophyta, Magnoliopsida, Rosales, Cannabaceae.